GCCAACCACAUUUUUUCACUUAUUUCAUUAUGCAUUAUGCAUAACGUCAAUAAUUCGUUUGAACCACACCAAAUUAUCGCCCAUAUUGAAUAUUAACUUCACAGUCACACUUAACUGCGUCUGUCAAAAUUAUUUAGUAUAAAUCAAUAUUAAACACGUCAAAUUAAGAACAGUAAAAUUAACAUGUCACCUCAUUUUAAUUUACUUCACAUUGUCACUUAAAUUAAAAAAUAUAUUUUAUAAACAAUUUUAUAUUCACGAUUCAAACAAAAUGUCAAAAAAAGUGUAAAAAUUCUUAAAUUUGUAAUCUGUACACAUAUCAGUGUGUAAAAGGCACGUACUGUAUAUCGGCAUACAUUGUUCUGGCCCGUAUUUAUCACAAAUGUGAUAUUUAUAUCGACUUUUUUUUAUAACUGAUAACAACAUUAACAAAUAAAACGAAUGAAUGUGGGCUCAGUUUUAUGCACUGCAUAAUUUAUUAGAACUUUAUUCAAUUUUUUUUUUAAACGUCACCUAUGUGCUAUUACCAUACAGACAGUAGACAGACUGAAAAUAAUGACCGAAUACUUGUGCAAAUUCUGAAAAGUCGAAUCGUCAUGCAACAAAAAAUGCAAUCAGAAAGCAUACCGCUCAAUGUUUUUGUCAUAAAGAUCUGCUAUGGAGAGGAUCGGGCGUAGUCUUAUACGCAUAAUGUGAAAGAAUGCAAUGGGCAAAAACUGGGAUCGUUCAAAGAAAAGCCAGAUUGAAUCACGUUUUCAGCAGAAGAUGUCAUUUUCUAAUCUGCCACGUCGAGACGCUGCUGAGCAAACUUUUAUCCAGCGAAGAAGACCGACAAAGAAGACAGCGGAGUUCCACUCCGAUUGUCUGUUGACGUUUCUGUGAAGCAGAAAUCAUGUUUAAAAAGGGAACGGCGAUGCUUACGUCCCGUUAGCUGCGCGGGGAAGUGUUUGUCUAAUACACCGUUGUCGCUUUUGUCUGAAUGUGGUAUGUUUGUGUGGUAUUGGUAGGUAAGCUAGUUUGCAGCUUCUCUGCACUCGGCUGCUCAACAUCCACACACUGUCUGACCUGAGAUCAGCAUCGCUUGUUUCCUGUCCACACUUGGUGUACACGAUUCCAGGCUCUCACUCGAAGGCAAAGGAUGGGAAGUCUUGGCAGCAGGUUACAGUCGUCCACUCGUGGACUGGAAGAGGCAGAAGAAGGCACAAGUACCAGCCGCAGACAUGCGUGUGAGUGUAGGAAGAGGAAACGAAAUGCACAGUGUGACUGCGAGAGCGAACAAGAAGAAGACGAUGCAAUUCUGGACACACCACGCAGGAAAAAGUUAAAAAGCACUUCAAAAUACAUUUAUCAAACUUUAUUCCUAAACGGAGAAAACAGUGACAUUCGUAUCUGUGCGCUGGGACAAGAGUGGAAUCUUCAUAAAGUCUAUCUCUGCCAGUCUGGAUAUUUCUCCAGCAUGUUCAGCGGAUCCUGGAAGGAAUCCAACAUGAUGGAGAUCAACUUAGAAAUCCCCGACCAGAAUAUUGACACUGAAGCCUUGCAGGUGGUGUUUGGAUCCUUGUACCGUGACGAUGUUCUGAUCAAGCCCAGCAGGGUUGUCAGUAUUCUGGCUGCAGCCUGUAUGCUACAGUUGGACGGCUUGAUCCAGCAGUGCGGCGAGACCAUGAAGGAGAACAUUGGUGUGAAAACUGUUUGUGGCUACUACGCCUGCGCUUAUAUGUACGGCUUGGACUCCGUGUUGAAAAAGUGCCUCGAGUGGCUUCUCAACAACUUGAUGACUCACCAAAACAUUGACUUGAUGAAAGAACUGGGGCCCGAACUGAUGGAACAGCUUAUCCACUCAUCAGACCUGUUUGUCAUGCAGGUGGAAAUGGACGUUUACACAGCGCUCAAAAAAUGGAUGUUCCUGCAGCUCAAUCCGACGUGGGACGGACCUAUCAAGCAGCUUCUGGUGGAUGCUGAUGCCUGGUUCUGCAAGCGCAGAUCUGACCAGUGUGAGAAAGAGCCGUUCCUGAACACGGAGGAGGGUGCAGCUUUCUGCUCAGUCUUUAAACACGUUCGCCUUCAGUACAUCAUCAACGAUCUGGCGUCUGCACGCAUCCUGGAGAGAGACAACAUUCUGCCGCCUGACUGGUUGACUGUGGUCUACAAAAGUCAGUGGUUUGCAAUGCUGCGGACAGAAUUUGACAACGAUAACGGUCCUCAGGAAGCAAACAAGGAUGAGUUUGAGCUGAACAGCAUGAGAUGUGGCAGAAAACUGACCAAAGAUGGAGACGUUGCGUCUGGCCUCAUUCGACAGUCGAGGGAAACUAGUCUGCAGUCGCUCCACUGGUUACCAGCUCCUCACCUUGGAAAAAGACCAGGAAUACGUGGUGAUGAACCUGGACAGCCGUUUGUUGUCAUUCCCGCUGUACGUGUGCUGCAACUUCCUGUACACGUCCCCUCAUUUGGACCAAAGAUCGGACUCUCCAGACGAGAGCAGCUCUCGCAUCGUGUCGUGAUGGGGACGGCGGCGUCUGUUGAUGGACGGCAACGGCGGCUGGUCUCCACUCUGACCUCACAUCACUGAUCAUCAACUUUGUGGAUCUCAUCCUGAUCUCUGUUCUUGUUGAUGUAAACAUGUUUACGCAGAGCAGCUGCUAUUUUAUCGUGGACCUUCUGAACCUCAGAACUUCUCACUUAAUGUAAAUACAAGUUAUCUGCGUGAUGUUUUUCCAUUGAGACCUCAUGCCUGGACUUGGUUUCGGCGUCUGGGUUCUUAAAGCAACUCAGAAUGAAAUCUGUUGCUCUCAUCUCGACGUUACAGCAUCAUUAAACAGUUGCGUUUA
Messenger RNA from Synchiropus splendidus (mandarinfish), 2828 nucleotides. RefSeq names its product germ cell-less, spermatogenesis associated (gene gmcl1). The record is from RefSeq and is a predicted model, not a curated record. Lineage: Eukaryota; Metazoa; Chordata; Actinopteri; Syngnathiformes; Callionymidae. Gene Ontology annotation, biological process: germ cell development. Bases 1139 to 2569 code for a protein of 476 amino acids. The transcript is spliced from 14 exons. Gene Ontology annotation, molecular function: protein binding.